Messenger RNA from Eleginops maclovinus (Patagonian blennie), 1334 nucleotides. Its product is annotated as core histone macro-H2A.1-like. Lineage: Eukaryota; Metazoa; Chordata; Actinopteri; Perciformes; Eleginopidae. Gene Ontology annotation, biological process: heterochromatin formation. Gene Ontology annotation, molecular function: structural constituent of chromatin; protein heterodimerization activity; DNA binding. The record is from RefSeq and is a predicted model, not a curated record. Gene Ontology annotation, cellular component: nucleosome; chromatin.
GAAUAACCUGAUUGAGGAUGUCUGGCCGCGGAAAAGGUGCAGGAAAGACCAGGGCAAAGGCCAAGACCCGCUCCUCCCGUGCCGGGCUCCAGUUCCCCGUCGGUCGUGUCCACAGGCAUCUGAGGAAGGGUAACUACGCCCAGCGUGUCGGUGCAGGAGCCCCGGUGUACCUGGCCGCUGUGCUGGAGUACCUGACCGCUGAGAUCCUGGAGCUGGCUGGAAACGCUGCCAGGGACAACAAGAAGACCAGGAUCAUCCCCCGCCACCUGCAGCUCGCCGUCCGCAACGACGAGGAGCUCAACAAGCUGCUGGGAGGAGUGACCAUCGCUCAGGGAGGCGUGCUGCCCAACAUCCAGGCUGUGCUGCUGCCCAAGAAGACCGAGAAGGCCCCCAAGAACGGCUCGAUCGACAUUGUGUUCUGCAAACCUAAACUGAACAUGUCAGGAAGAGGCAAGACCGGAGGAAAGGCCAGGGCGAAGGCUAAGACCCGCUCCUCCCGUGCCGGGCUCCAGUUCCCUGUCGGCCGUGUGCACAGGCAUCUGAGGAAGGGUAACUACGCCCAGCGUGUCGGUGCCGGAGCCCCGGUGUACCUGGCCGCUGUGCUGGAGUACCUGACCGCUGAGAUCCUGGAGCUGGCUGGAAACGCUGCCAGGGACAACAAGAAGACCAGGAUCAUCCCCCGCCACCUGCAGCUCGCCGUCCGCAACGACGAGGAGCUCAACAAGCUGCUGGGAGGAGUGACCAUCGCUCAGGGAGGCGUGCUGCCCAACAUCCAGGCUGUGCUGCUGCCCAAGAAGACCGAGAAGGCCCAAGAAGUGAGCACUCUCAACCUGCUUCAACAAACACCCAAAGGCUCUUUUAAGAGCCACCCACCUCCCUCUAAAAGACAAGUGUCCUUUCUGUUUAUAAUGCCUCAUGAAACAUCAGCUCAACCAUUUCCCAUUUAUCAAGGCUAAACAUGCUGGCCCUAGAAGUUAACAAUAGCAUCAUACAACAAAAAGCUUAAUAGGUCGCUUUCACGUGACGUCAUAUGCUGUAUCACAAGAGCGCGAAACUCAGAAGAGAAGUAGCUUCUGGGGAUCUGCCAUCCGAGAAAAUGCCCAUGUUUUAUGUCGUUGAAGGCUGCUCCAAUCGUUCUAACCAAGAAAAGGAAAAGGGGUUUCAAAGAUUGUCGUUCACAAAGGUGAGAAAUGUAUUUGUGGCUGUGCUUAUAUAGCAUGAGGUUGUCGUUGAAUGCUCAUUUAGUUAGUAAUGAUGAUUAAGUUGCCAGAAAAUCUAUGCAAACCUCUAAUUAGGUUUUCACACACUUGUACAACGGAUGGAUGAGAGAACGA